AAUCGACCUAACCGGAAGUUUACAUUUUUCGACUCGUAAGGCGGCGGGAAUUUCGUACUGGGAACAACUUUCAGAAGUGUUGUGAUAUGAUGCAGUAAAAAGCGAUAUAAAGACAUGAUCACCGAGUGAUAGUGACAAUGUCCUUGUCAACCGUCCUCAAGAAUGUGUACACAUUUGCCCAUAUUCUGGGUCAGGCCAACGGGAGUGAAGCAGGACUAUGGGAUGUACAGUCACUGAAUAAUGCACUCAAAUGGGCAGCUUAUUGCCAGAAGAUCCACCAGCAGGUGAGUGGACAGAGAGUUGAGGAAGCCGUUGACAAGAAGCUGGUGGAGAUGUUGCUGUUAAUUGACCCUCCCAGUCGAGUGUGUCUGUCAGUCGACCUCAUGGGGCAGGCUACAUCACUGCUGCAGCAGACCCUACUGCAGAACCCCAACACCAGUGUCGAGGUGCUGACAGAGCUGAAGGCCACUGACACUCCCAGUCACACCAUGGAGGAGCUGUUGAGAAGACUGACCGAAGGACGGAGCACAGAGGACAUGGAGGACAUGGAGGACGACAUCAUGAGAUGCAUACAAGAAGAGAAAGUACAGGAGAAGAGAAAGUGGACGAGGGAACGAAGACGUACCCCUGUCCCCGACUCUGAGAACCCCCUGAUCACUGCUCAAGCCACGUUCCUUGUGCCCCACAUCUUGAAGCUGUCACAGCAAAGUUCUGAUCUCUCCCGGCUACUACAGAGAAUUCCACAUUUCAUCCUGGUCAAGGCAGCCUCUGCUGAUUCAUCUUUCCGGGAAGUGUAUCUACGUCACCUGACUUCUCUAGCCAAUCAGAUGUCACCACACUACCAUGAUCAGUUAACCAAUGGGAGGCCCUACUCAUGGAGGUGUGAGUCAGAGAGAGGAAAAACAAAUUUUCAUGAUCUAGUGACAGGUUUCCAGUCUCUUCUGGAUAUUGGAGGUCACACAAGGGAGACAACUGCUGCCCUGCUGAUGGAAAGGGCACAAACAUCUUACUUCAACAUCUGGAGGGAUAUAUGUCGAAAACUGUCCUGAUAUCGAAGAAAAAUGUAAAGAGAAAAAUUAAUUUAAUGAUAGUAUAUACUGAGGUGUUAAGUUAUGUGUAAGGAUGGGGAGUACCAACAAUUUCUCAGCUGAAUUUGCAGUUCAGAGUUGUGUCCCUUGGCCAUGCAAGGAUCUGAUGGCUGAAGAUUCCCGGAUAAUCCUUUGUUUUUCAGCCUGUUUGCAGGAAGUGGUAAAUGUGUGUAACCUGCCUCAGUUGGGCCUACGUCACUCUCACAUUCAGUGAACAGUUGUGAUAUGACUGAAAUCCUAAAAUCCUGUCCAACACGUUCCAAGUCACAUUACCUGUAGAUUUGUGAGCAAGUGUUACCAAGUUGGCUGUUGGUUGGUUUGUUGAUUAAUGCCACACUCAGCAAUAUUCCAGCAAAAUGACGGCGGUCUGUAAAUAAUCGAGUCUGGACCAGACAAUCCAGUACUUGAUAUCACGAGCAUCGAUUCACGCAAUUGGGAUCGAUGACUUGCAUCAACCUGUACUUUCCCUGUGCUCAUUGGGGAAGAUAAUUUUGUUACAAGAAUAACCUGUUGUGGAAAUUGGACAGAAUUAUUUGUUUUCCAUAUUCCACAUUGUCUGUUGAACUUUACUGAUGCAAUGUCAAAUAAACAAAAACAUGUUUUACUGCGGUAAUUGUUUCAUUUCAUCAUGUUUAUUCAA
Haliotis rufescens (red abalone) is the source of this 1728-nucleotide messenger RNA. RefSeq lists its product as uncharacterized. The record is from RefSeq and is a predicted model, not a curated record. The coding region runs from base 138 to 1049 and encodes 303 amino acids. NCBI's taxonomy places the organism in Eukaryota, Metazoa, Mollusca, Gastropoda, Lepetellida, Haliotidae. Gene Ontology annotation, cellular component: Fanconi anaemia nuclear complex. Gene Ontology annotation, biological process: interstrand cross-link repair. The transcript is spliced from 7 exons.